Molecule: messenger RNA, 682 nt
Organism: Chlamydomonas reinhardtii
Lineage: Eukaryota; Viridiplantae; Chlorophyta; Chlorophyceae; Chlamydomonadales; Chlamydomonadaceae
Exons: 1
Coding region: 29-490 (153 amino acids)
Biological process (GO): nucleosome assembly
Cellular component (GO): nucleosome
Molecular function (GO): structural constituent of chromatin; DNA binding; protein heterodimerization activity
Source: RefSeq, a predicted model, not a curated record
CCUUUGCCGCAUCAACAACUCUUACAAAAUGGCCCCCAAGAAGGACGAGAAGCCCGCGACCGCCGAGGCCGGCGCCGAGGCCCCUGCCAAGGCUGAGGCCAAGCCCAAGGCCGAGAAGGCCGCCAAGAAGGCCAAGAAGGAGCCCUCCAAGAAGGCUGCCAAGGAGCCCAAGGGCGACGGCGAGAAAAAGGACAAGAAGAAGAAGAAGAGUGCCGUGGAGACCUACAAGCUGUACAUCUACAAGGUGCUCAAGCAGGUGCACCCCGACACCGGCAUCAGCAGCAAGGCCAUGUCCAUCAUGAACAGCUUCAUCAACGACAUCUUUGAGAAGGUGGCCACCGAGGCCUCCAAGCUGAGCCGCUACAACAAGAAGCCCACCGUGACCUCCCGCGAGAUCCAGACCGCCGUGCGCCUGGUGCUGCCCGGCGAGCUGGCCAAGCACGCGGUGUCGGAGGGCACCAAGGCCGUGACCAAGUUCACCUCGGGCUAAAUGCGCUCCGAGGCUGGACCAUUCCCCUUCUACCCUCUUACAACAAACUCGGUGUUUCUCAACACCACCUUGACACGGAGCAGGGGUGGGUUGGCGGGUUGUGGGUGAGUUUGCGUGUAGCCCUUGCAGGCCGGGGCAUGAUUCAAGGGUGGGGCCUAGCAAGGGGCCUAGGGACAGUUGAAGAGGUAGCCA